AUGAAGUUCACUAACUCCUUGUUGAUCUCUGCCGUCGCUGCCGUCGCCGCCGCCGUCUCUGAAUCCUCAACCGUUAAGACCAUCACUGCUACCAACGGUGGUCACGUCUACACAAAGGUUGUCACUGACACUGCUGACCCAAUCAUCACUGCUUCCACCACCAGAACUACUACCUACACUGAAAACGGUGCUUCAUACGUCAAAACCUACACUGAAGGUCCAGACACCACAUCUGUGAAGUCUACUACUUCCAAGGUCACCAUCACUAACUCUGAUAACGGUGCUACCUACACCAAGACCAACGUUGUUGCUAUCUCUACUGAUAGCGAUGAAUCAUCCUCAUCCUCAUCCUCAUCCUCUUCUUCCUCCUCUUCUGCUGAAUCUUCCACAUCUUCCUCCGCUUCCACUUCCUCCGAUGCCGCUGGUUCUCUAGCCGUCAACGCUGGUGUCUUGGCUGCUGUCGCUGCUUGUUUGUUGUAA
Molecule: messenger RNA, 480 nt
Organism: Kluyveromyces lactis
Lineage: Eukaryota; Fungi; Ascomycota; Saccharomycetes; Saccharomycetales; Saccharomycetaceae
Gene: FIT2
Product: Fit2p
Exons: 1
Coding region: 1-480 (159 amino acids)
Biological process (GO): siderophore transport
Cellular component (GO): fungal-type cell wall
Source: RefSeq, a predicted model, not a curated record